This is a messenger RNA of Linnemannia hyalina, 1512 nucleotides long. The record is from the annotation of a GenBank genome assembly. NCBI's taxonomy places the organism in Eukaryota, Fungi, Mortierellomycota, Mortierellomycetes, Mortierellales, Mortierellaceae.
AUGCCCUCUUUCUUCCGUUUGGCUACCAUUGCCGCCCUUUUCGCCGCCGCACUAGUGUCAGCAGUGCCCAUCAGUGACCCCAACUCGAACCCUUCCGUCCUCCAAAAGCGCGCUGGCGGGGCAACUGUGGUUUACCGCUGCACAAUCCCAGGCACCAUCGCAAUCACCUUUGACGAUGGCCCAUUCAUCUACACCAACGGCCUGUUGGAUAUCUUGAGAUCGAGAAAUGUCAAGGCAACCUUCUUCUUUAACGGCAACACCUAUGGCAGAAUUGAAGACUUUGCCGCGUCGGUCAAGAGGGCGUACGAGGAUGGACAUCAAGUCGCUUCGCAUACUUGGGACCACAAGGAUUUGACGACACUUAGUCCUGGUGAGGCGGUCGAGGAGCUGACGAAGUGUCAACGGAACUAUACUGCCGUCGUGUGGUCCCAGGACACCCAGGACUGGGCUCACCCUGACGACUUCAACGCGAGUUACCAGUUAUACGAGCAAUUGCUCAACAACACCGAUAAUCUCGGACAACCGGGACAUAUUGUCUUGCAGCACGAGGUGAACCAGGUCACAGCUUUGCAGGUUGCCCCGAUGGCGAUUGAUUUGGCGUUGGUGAGAGGGUACAAGGUUGUUACUGUGGGCGAGUGUUUGGGGGAUCCCAAGAGUAACUGGGACCUUCCAAGCAUGCUCCAUGGAAACGUCCAGCUUCAGGAACUCGUACAGGCAAUCCGUUCGGUCGAAAAGCGCAUCCCACCUUCUUCUAUCCCACCAUCACACCCAGACGAGAUUUUUUAUGUCGGACAGGAAGACCGUUGUCUCCCAAGACAACAUCAUAAGCACCACCUCUGUGAGACGGAACCCAAAGUGUUGGACGAUCAAACAUCAGCCGUCAAGGAUAUUCCAACCAGUCUUCAUUCUGACGAUGACAGUAACUCUCAGCAGCGUGGGCCCCAGAGCGUAACAGCCAAUGUGUCCGUGGAACUACAAAUCGUGCGGAUAAUCAUUAGUGCUAGUGAGGGGAACAAGGACGCCCAGGUCGCGCUUGGCGACAUGUACAGGGACGGCAAGGGGGUUGCGCAAGACUACCAGGCGGCCAUGGAUUGGUACUUCAAGGCCGCCAAGCGAGGAUAUGCUGCCGCUCAACUCAACGUCGGAUUUCUCUACAACCAUGGUCAAGGUGUUCCUGGGGACUACAAACAAGCGAUGGACUGGUUCCUCCAGGCCGCCCAGCAAGGACAUAUGAGAUCUCAAUUCAACAUCUGCAUCUACUACGAAAUUGGCCAAGGAGUUUCCCAAGACUACGCACAAGCGAUGGAUUGGUUCCUGAAGGCCGCCGAGCAAGAGCACGACGUUGCUCUGUUCAACAUCGGCCUACUUUAUAGCAAAGGUCAAGGUGUACCCCGGGAUUAUACAAAAGCCCUGGAGUGGUACUCAAAGGCUGCCAACCAAGGACAAAUUAGCGCCAAGAGGGAAUUGGCGGCCUUGGUGGAAAAGGUGAAAAAGGGUGUUGCUGUAAACUAA